Symbiodinium natans is the source of this 1008-nucleotide messenger RNA. The record is from the annotation of a GenBank genome assembly. Lineage: Eukaryota; Dinophyceae; Suessiales; Symbiodiniaceae.
AUGUCGGCCGAUGCCACGAUCCAGGCCAUCGUGGCAGAUCAGGGUAACUACCUGAGCGCCGACAGGGGCGCCACCUGGAAACAGGUCCCUGGGCAGUACAGUUGCGCCUCGGCAGCCAUGUCCGAGGACGGCUCCAAGAUCUUCCUCUGUUGCCGGCCCCUUUCGGGUACGGGCGUCGUCGCGCUUCUCAGUGGCGAUGGUGGGAUGACGUGGGGGACAGACUACUGGCUGGAUGUUGUCACGGAUGUUCUUGACUGUGACUCUGCAGCCAUGAGCGGGGAUGGAACGAUGGCGGCGUUUGCCGGUUGGGGUCAAAAUCCAUAUGUGGUUACUUUUACACCCACCUAUUCAACCACCACCACCACCGGUACCAGCACCGUCACCACCGUUACCGCUACCACCGUGACGACCACCACCGUCUCCACCGUCACGGCCACCGACACCUCCACGGCCACGGCCACAGCCGCCAGCGACGCGACCGGCAAUACGACGACCACAAUGGCACCGGUCCCCAGCGUCCUUGAAGUUUCUUUUCAGCUCACUGUGGACGACCCCACCACGAUUACCGAGAACGAGACCGUGAAGAAUGCCAUGGUUCAGGGGGUUGCUUCCUCCUUGGGAGUGGAUCCGUCGCUGGUGACCCUGGAAUUUCAGGAGGUGCCAUCUCGGCGUCUUGCAAGGAGUCUUCAGGCCAGCACGCUUCUGGCUAUCUUCAAGGUGACCCUCCCCAGCAAGCAAGCAGCCGAGUCAGCGAAAGCAAGUUUCGAUCAGCUCUCACUGACCGAGGCCACCGCCGACAUCACAAGCUUCUUAGCGGACGCAGGCUAUGCGGGCACAGUCGAGGUCACCGGCAAGACUGCGACUGUUGCCACCACCACCACCACCACGUCCACCACCACGACGUCCACAACCGCGUCCACAACCACCAGACUGGAUGCUGCCAAUGUCGCGACGUCGCGGGUGGUGAGCGUGGCCCUCUUGGCAGCCAGCCUCGCUUCAAUCUUCUGA